This is a messenger RNA of Aspergillus steynii IBT 23096, 1827 nucleotides long. Its product is annotated as GMC family oxidoreductase. NCBI's taxonomy places the organism in Eukaryota, Fungi, Ascomycota, Eurotiomycetes, Eurotiales, Aspergillaceae. The record is from RefSeq and is a predicted model, not a curated record. Gene Ontology annotation, molecular function: oxidoreductase activity, acting on CH-OH group of donors; flavin adenine dinucleotide binding. The coding region runs from base 1 to 1827 and encodes 608 amino acids. The transcript has 2 exons.
AUGGCGGACCUUAAAUCUUCAUAUGACUACAUCGUCAUUGGCGCCGGGAUUGGCGGUCUAACGGUCGCCUCCCGUCUAAGCGAGGAUGUCGACGUCAAUGUUCUCCUGGUCGAAGCGGGCGCCAACCGCAUGGGCGACCCACGAGUCGAAACUCCGGGGUUCAUCGGGCUUCAGUAUGGCAAUCCCGAGUUCGACUGGGAUUAUAUGAGCGAGCCGCAGGUCCAUGCAAACAAUCGGCAAAUCGGCCAGCCUCGAGGCCGCAUGGUCGGCGGCUCCUCCGGCAUGAACUUCUCCCUGAUCAUGUAUCCCUCGUCCGCGAAUUUCGAAGCAUGGGAGUCCCUUGGAAACGACGGCUGGGGCGCCGAGACCAUGGCCCCGUACCUGCGAAAGUUCCACACCUACACCUCCCCAAGCGAAACCACGUCGAAAUUGCUAGCAACCGACCGAUAUAUGAAAGAGCAUGACCAGGGGGCAGACGGUCCAGUACCGGUGACUUUGCCGGAUAUAUAUGGGCCGUUCAACGAGGCAUGGGAUAAGACAUUCGAGCAGUUGGGCUUCAGCAGCGAUGCCGAUCCUAUUGCCGGUCGCAAACUAGGCGCAUUCACGUCGCCCCUUUCAGUUGAUCCCAAAACGGGCCAGCGAGGCUAUGCCGCGGCUUAUUAUAGCCCCGAGGUUGCGCAGCGGCCAAACUUCGAUCUUAUCUCGGAGGCCAUGGUGGAGCGGAUACUGCUAAACAACGAAGCCGAUGGCGAGGUCGUGGCUACUGGGAUCCAGAUUCGCACUAAGGAUGGCAAACAGCAGCAGAUUUCUGGUGGUCGAGAAGUGAUUUUGAGUGCCGGCACUCUCAACUCGCCUCAACUGCUGGAACUCUCAGGUAUUGGAUCGAAGGAAGUUUUGCAGAAGCAUGACAUUCCUGUAGUUCUCGACCGGCCAGGAGUCGGUGAGAACCUUCAAGACCACGCCUUGACGAGUCUCAACUUCGAAAUCGCAGACGGGCAAAUAUCCGGGGACAUCUUGCGGGAUCCCAACGUCCUGCAGUCCGUCAUCAAGCUUUACGAGGAGACCCGCGGUGGCCCGUUGGCAGGAAUGCCCAUCAGCGUAGCAUACCUUCCCCUGGUGGACCAUGAGGGCAAAUUGUCGCAAGAAAUAGUAGAAGACUUGCUCGCCAAACAUCUGGAUAAUGAGUCUCUCUCACCCGCACGACAGCGGCAAUAUGACGUGCAGCGAAAGGUCCUGCUGGACAGUCAGAACGCCUCAUCGGAAUACAUCUUCCUGCCUGCUCAGCUGCAUAUGAAUCCCGGCGCCACGACAAUGAACGAUGUUCUGGCCAAGACCUUACCGGGAAACUACAUCAGCAUCAUGAUCAUGCACAACCACCCCUUCUCCCGGGGGUCGGUGCACAUCCGAUCAUCCAAGAUCGACGACAAGCCGAUCUAUGAUCCCAACUAUCUAUCGCAUCCUCUGGAUUUGGAAAUUCUCGCCCGCCACACCCAGUUCGCGGACCAGAUUGCUACCACGGAGCCGUUCGCUUCGCUGCUCAAACCGGGCGCUCGGGAACCCCAAAGCGCCGCUGACCUGUCGAAUCUCGACAAGACGAAAGAUCUCGUCAAAGAGCGCCUGUAUCACUGUUUCCACCCCGUCGGAACAUGCGCUAUGAUGCCUGCAGACCUAGGCGGUGUGGUAGACCCCCAGCUCAAGGUCCACGGAACGCGCAACCUCCGAGUGGUGGAUGCCAGUGUGUUCCCCCUGGAGCCCACAGGCAACAUCCAGGCCCUCACGUAUGCAGUGGCUGAACGGGCGGCUGACAUCAUUCGCAGCAGCCGUUAG